This is a messenger RNA of Lottia gigantea (owl limpet), 1485 nucleotides long. RefSeq lists its product as hypothetical. Bases 193 to 804 code for a protein of 203 amino acids. The transcript has 4 exons. Gene Ontology annotation, molecular function: peptidyl-prolyl cis-trans isomerase activity. Lineage: Eukaryota; Metazoa; Mollusca; Gastropoda; Lottiidae. Gene Ontology annotation, biological process: protein folding; protein peptidyl-prolyl isomerization. The record is from RefSeq and is a predicted model, not a curated record. Gene Ontology annotation, cellular component: intracellular membrane-bounded organelle.
UCCAGAUGUAGGUUGUCAUGGAUAAAUAAAAUCUACUAUAGGGUUAUAAAUAGACGGCCGGAAAAGUGGAAGCGAGGUUUUGGUAACUCUACACCCCCGAAUAUUGUAGUCGUGGCACUGUCUUCAGAAACUCUGAUCCACGAACAAAGCCAGUUUUGAAUCGUCUUGGACAACAUCAAGAAAGCAAGCACAAUGAAGAGUUUAAUCCAAGCAGUUUAUUUACUCGGGCUUUAUGCCAUAUCACAGGCCGAGCUUCUCGUCACUAAACAAGUAUAUUUUGACGUCAGUAUUAAUGGAAAAGAAGCCGGAAGAAUCGUCUUCGGAUUAUUUGGAGAUGUAGUACCAAAAACUGUUGAGAAUUUCUACCAACUAGCAACUGGAGAACCAGGAUAUGGAUACAAAAACAGCAGGUUCCAUAGAGUUAUUGACGAUUUCAUGAUUCAAGGGGGUGAUUUCACCAAAGGAGAUGGCUAUGGAGGAAAAAGCAUUUAUGGUGAAACAUUUGAAGAUGAAAACUUUGAUUUAAAUCAUUAUGGCUCUGGAUGGUUGAGCAUGGCUAACUCAGGAAAAGACACCAAUAGAUCUCAGUUUUUCAUCACCACAACUAAAACCGGAUGGUUGGAUGGUAAAGACGUUGUUUUCGGUAAAGUUUUAAACGGAAUGGAUGUGGUCAAGAAGAUUGAGAAAGUUCCCACUGAUGCAGUCAAUGAUAGACCAAUGGUAGAUGUUUUAAUAACUGACUGUGGAUCUAUAGACGUAAGCAAACCUUUCCCCGUAGACAAAGUUGGUGUUGAUGCAGCGUGAAAUAUUACUACUGUUUUAUCAUCCAACAUUUAACUCUCUUUAUCAUUUCAUUAGUUUUUUUACUGGUUUUAAACAUUACUUCUUCAAUUCUCAUUAUUAAGCUACUUGUACAUUUGAACACUUCUUUCUUAUAAUUGAGGGUGGGGUAGGCUGUACUAAAAAUUAUAAAUUAUUGAAUCUACAGUAAUUACAGCACUCAUCAAACAUACAAUACCCCUAAUUUAGCAAAUGGACUCUCCUGAACAUACAUCAUACUAUAUUAUAUUGAUUCAGUGUAUGCAUGUGUGGAAGAGUUCAAUAAAAUUUCAAGGGGUGUCAUCCCAGUGUAAAAAGCAUUCUGUAUUUUCUAUGUUUUCAUUAUGUAUUUCUGAAUAUUGUUAAAUUUGUUACAGUGGGGCAUGAUCUUUAGUCACAUUCAGAUACGAUUUAACACGUACAUGUUCAGUCCACUUGAUCUUUGGGUAGUUUGAGUAGUGAUGAACACAAUAUAGGUCUGACUUGUAUAGUUUCAAUCACUCUCUAUUCUGAUUCUAAUAAAAUAGAUUGCUCUAGUUUAUGUUUUUAGUUGUUUCUGAAUGUUUAUAAAUAUCUUUGCCCCACUUUAAUAGAAAUUUGUUGACAAUUUUUGUUGUUUACAUUUUUAUACUUAUAUAGAAAUAUUAAUAAAAAUAUUAGAUAAAU